CGAUCGGCGUAAUAUAAAAUUGUUUUAUAUUUUAUCCAAAUUUGAUGAUUUAAUAAUAAAAUAUAGACCAAUGUGCUUGUAAUUUAUAAGUGAUAUGCCUGGUACAAGUAGUUUUUGGAUAUUUCAGUUCUAGAAACGUUGAGUUUUCUUACUCUGGUGCUGAAAACGCCAAUCGGCGUAUUCCAGGGAUUGAGAACUUUACUUGUAUUGGUUUUGUUUUUUUUGAGAGAGAUAAGCCAUGUAUUCACUGAACAACAGUGUUUCGGAUACACAGUUUCUGAAACAUCACGUAAAUGUUUCCAGGAACAAUGUUUCGGAAACUCUGCCGUCCACACAGUCAGUUGCUUAGGUCAUGUCGCCCGAGGAAGUAGUGUUGUUAUGUGGUGCCUACAUUUUUUUGCAUAAGUCCAUUUCUAGUAAAAAGAAACGUAAAAGAUGGUGGGUCAGGAAUUACUUGCUAAGAAGACAAGACGUAUUAAGUGAUUUAUGCAUGUUUGAUGGAUCAUUUAUAAACUUUCUACGAAUGUCAAAAUCAGAUUUUGAAUAUCUUUUGCAAAAUGUUGGACCAUUUAUAGAGAAACAAGAUACAAACUUACGAAGUGCAGUUACCGCUGAAACAAGACUAGCCAUUACUUUAAGAUAUUUAGCUACUGGAGAUUCAUAUUCUUCACUCUCAUACACUUUUAGAGUUUCCAAACAAUUAAUCAGCCGGAUCAUACCCGAAGUUUGUAAGAAUAUAAAACGUGUGUUGAAGAACUACAUCCAGGUUCCGAGUUCCGAAGCGCACUGGAAAGAAAAGGCCCGUGAGUGGAACGAAUUAUGGAAUUUUCCACACUGUGUCGGAGCUAUAGAUGGGAAGCAUGUGGUUAUUGAAGCGCCUAGCAAUAGUAACAGUGAUUACUACAACUACAAAGAUCAGUUAAGUAUUGUACUACUGGCUAUUGUAGAUGCAUCUUAUAAUGUUAUAUAUGCAAACUGUGGUGCGAAAGGAAGAGCAUCUGACAGUGGCAUCUUUCAAGAAACGAGUUUCUAUCAAAGAAUGGUGGAACACCGUCUUAAUUUUCCAAACCAAGAAACGAUAUCACCAGAUGGACCUGACCUUCCUUAUGUAAUACUGGGCGAUAGUGCAUUCCCAUUAUCGGAAAACUUGAUGAGGCCGUACCCGGGUAUUCAUAACCGUGGCACAAUGAAACGAAUUUUCAACUAUAGACUCUGUAGGGCCAGGAGGGUUGUAGAAAAUGUUUUUGGAAUUUUAUGCGUGGUUUUUCGUGUAUUUCGUAAACCAAUUCCUCUCAAGCCUGAAAAGUGUGAACUUAUUGUAAUGGCAUGUCUUUACAUGCAUAACUUUUUAAGAAGGAAUAAACAAUCUAGAGCCUUGUAUACGCCCCCGAUGACUUUUGAUUUUGAAGACAGUGACCAUAAUGUCAUAGAAGGUGCUUGGCGUAGAGAGUAUACAGUUGAAGGAACUUCAAUUUUGGAAUUGGAAAGGCGACCUAGAAAUUCAGCACGUACUGCUACAAUCAUAAGGGAUCAAUUUGGUGAAUAUUUCAUGAGCGAAAGAGGAAGCUUGCCGUAACAAAACAAUGUAGCUUAAUGCUAUGGCGGUAGUGUUUUCGUAUAUGUUAGGUAGAAUAUUUACAUGCCUACAGCUGAUAACAUAAAAAUAAAAUAUGAAUAAUGCGCUCACUG
Molecule: messenger RNA, 1689 nt
Organism: Trichoplusia ni (cabbage looper)
Lineage: Eukaryota; Metazoa; Arthropoda; Insecta; Lepidoptera; Noctuidae
Product: protein ANTAGONIST OF LIKE HETEROCHROMATIN PROTEIN 1-like
Exons: 2
Coding region: 353-1576 (407 amino acids)
Source: RefSeq, a predicted model, not a curated record